AUGCUCACGUCCAUCGCGUGCUCCAAGCACCUCCCGGGCGGCGCGCCGCCGCUGCGCGAGCAGCCGGAGGAGGAGGACGACAACGAAGACCACGCCAUCGCCGGAGGCGGCGGUGAAUCGGCGACGACGCCCGGCACGAGGCACGCCGUCAAGUCGCUCACCGCCCAGCAACCGUACUACCACGGCGCGUACGCGGAGUCCGGGUCCGACCGCUUCCACUACGCGUACCAGCGCGCCGGCAGCUCCGCAGCAUCGACGCCGAGGCUGCGCACGGGGGGCGCGAUGUCCAGCGGUGACGUCACGCCGUCGAUCAGCACGCGCACCGACUUCCUCGCCGGCGAUGAGGACGGGGAUGAUGAAGAGGAAACGGCGGCUGGCAGCAGCGAGGAGGAUGAGGCGAAGGAGUGGGUCGCCCAGGUAGAGCCCGGGGUGCUCAUCACCUUCCUCUCGCUGCCGCGGGGUGGCAAUGGUCUGAAGCGCAUCCGAUUAAGCCGUGAAAUGUUCAACAAAUGGCAAGCACAAAGAUGGUGGACUGAAAAUUACGAGAAGGUCAUGGAGCUUUACAACGUUCAGAAGUUCAACAGUCAAGCUGCUCCUCUGCCAAGCAUUCCAAGGUCUGAAAAUGAGAGCUCCAAAGACGAUAACCCAGCUACAGCUCCCCUUAACAAGGGGCAGCCACUGCAUACUUUGCACAGACCACUAAAAGCUAGUGGAGCCAUAGGAUAUUCAUCUUCAGAUUGUCUUCAGCACCAACCCAAUCAUCUUGGCAACAUUUACCGCCAAGACCGCUACCUUGGGCACCAAUGCUAUGAUUCAGUUGGACUGGCAUCAACGCCUAAGUUAUCAAGCAUUAGUGGAGCAAAGACAGAAACUUCUAUUGAUGCAUCAGUGAGGACAAGCUCAUCUCCUGAAGAGAUCGAUCGAUCAGGUGAACUUUCAGCCUCUGUUAGUAACAGAAGUGACCAAGAGAGGGAAUGGGUAGAAGAGGACGAGUCUGGUGUGUAUAUUACUAUUCGAGCUUUGCCUGGUGGCAUCAGAGAACUACGUCGCGUCAGAUUCAGGUUUGCUGUUUUCUGCUUAUGA
Molecule: messenger RNA, 1083 nt
Organism: Miscanthus lutarioriparius
Lineage: Eukaryota; Viridiplantae; Streptophyta; Magnoliopsida; Poales; Poaceae
Source: the annotation of a GenBank genome assembly